AUGGAGUCUGAAGUUUGUGUUCUAGAUGAUUACAGUUCUUCUAGCGAUGAAGAGGAUUCAUCACGAGGAUCUAAUGUAAAACAGAACCACAUUUUCCUAUUGGAUUGUUUGAACAAAUAUGAGGAGCAAGAAAUGGAUGUUUGGUUCGAUUAUGUGAGAGCUUACGUACCAUUAAUGAAAUUGAUGCUGGAAGAUUACAAGAUGAAAUGGGAAAGUUAUCAAUUCAGACAAUAUGCAAAAAUUCAUGAUCCUUAUUAUCAAGAAUCAUACGAUGACUCUGACACCUCCAACGGUACUGUAUCAAGUGCUAUAAUUGAAGGCUUUCCAAACGGCGAUAAGAAUGAAUCCGUAAUCCUGAGCGUUGGAAGAGAAAAUAUCAAGGCCGGAUAUUAUAUGUUUUUAUCAUAUUUCCAAGGCGGAUGGUUCUAUCCAGAAGUUAAAAAGUAUUUUAGACAAAAGCAUGGUGUGAGGUGCUUCCGUAGUGAAUCUACUAAAAGUGCUCUUCAAGAUCCCGAUGAUUUUAGAGCUUUGAUCAAGUUUAGAACUAUGACAGCUAUGGAGUAUGUUUUUCAAAAAUUAUCUGAAAGAAACAUGCUUAAAAAUUUCACAUUUGUUUGCGUUGAAGCCUCUGAGGAAAGUUUGAAACUGCGUAAAGUGUGGAGUCGAUGGGGUAAAUGGAGCGAAUGUUCUGUGACCUGCGGUGAGGGCACGAUAUCCCGCAAACGUGUCUGCGUAUUGGGGCGUUGCGCGCCUGGCGAAAUGGAAGAGCAGCGUCACCCGUGCAACCGUGCACCUUGUUUACAUAUAGACGAUCAACAAGAUAUGACGUGA
This is a messenger RNA of Danaus chrysippus (African queen), 831 nucleotides long. The record is from the annotation of a GenBank genome assembly. Lineage: Eukaryota; Metazoa; Arthropoda; Insecta; Lepidoptera; Nymphalidae.